Molecule: messenger RNA, 771 nt
Organism: Cordyceps fumosorosea ARSEF 2679
Lineage: Eukaryota; Fungi; Ascomycota; Sordariomycetes; Hypocreales; Cordycipitaceae
Product: Methyltransferase type 11
Exons: 1
Coding region: 1-771 (256 amino acids)
Source: RefSeq, a predicted model, not a curated record
AUGUCGCAAAACAUCUACGACAGGCCCGACUUCUUCGCCGCCUACUCCGAGACCAUCGACCGCUCCGGGCACAAGGACCUCGACAAGGACCUCCUCUGGAAGCGCCUGCGCACCCUCCUCCCGCCCUCCCUCGCCGGCCUGCGCGUCCUCGACGUCGGCUGCGGCUCCGGCUGGUUCGCCCGGUGGGCCGUCACCCACGGCGGCGCCGCCUCCGUGACCGCCCUCGACAUCUCCACCAACAUGAUCACCAAGGCGCGCGCCCUCAACCGCGACCUCGACCCCGCCCUCGCCGCCAAGAUAGACUACCGCAUCGCGGACCUAGACGGCAGUGCCCACGACCUGGGGGAGGGGUACGACCUGGCGUUCAGCUCGCUGGUGCUACACUACAUCGCGGCGCUGCGGCCGCUCGUGGAGGCGGUGCACGGGGCGCUGAGGCCCGGCGCGCUGUUCGUCGUCAACUUGGAGCAUCCGGUGUACACGGCGCCGCGGAGGCCGCGCGUAGUGGAGGAUGCAGAGGGCGAGCGCUCGUGGAACUUGGGCGCGUACCACGAGGAGGGCGAGAGAGUGGUGGACUGGCUGGCGCCGGGGCUGCGCAAGCAGCACCGUACGCUGCAGGGUUACUUGGACAUCUUCAUGGGCGCGGGCUUCGAGCUGGCGAGGCUGGUGGAGCUGCUUCCGACGGAGGAGGAGCUGGCGGCGGGCGAGUUUGACGAGGAGGAGCUGCUGCGGCCAUUGUUUCUGAUGAUGGGCCUUAAAAAACGGUUGGAAUAG